CUGACCUCGAGCAAUCCGCCUGCCUUGGCCUCCCAGAGUGCUAAGAUUACAGGCGUGAGCCACAGCGCCUGGCCCACAGAGUUGUUCUUUGCAUGUUUCCUGAAGGCUCAGAGGACCCCUGCCUCACCUCCUUGAUCAUCCUGACCUUAUGUCAUUAGCACUUGCCCCACCAGGAAUGCAGCGCCUGGCGGUUGGCAAGGAAAGUUGUGCCAUGUGAGGCUGUGAGACCAAGGACAGUUUCCCAUGUGACAAGGGUCUGGUGGCCUCAGCAGCACCUAGCUCUCGGCCCUGCAGCACUGUCUUCUAGAAGUCUCACCCCUACCUGGUCCUCUCUCCUCUGCCUCCUUCCCUCCCUGACAACCCUCUGGGAACCCAAUAGCACCUCAAGCUUCACUUGUUCAAAACUGAGCUCUGGAGUUCCCUCUGUGUCAUUGCUCCUCCCUUGGCUUCUCUGGCCUGGUAAAUGGCAGUUUCCUUCCACCCAGUCUCCAAGGAGUCAUUCUCCAUUCUCCCUCCCUCACCUCCCACACCCUCAAAACACUGGGAAUCCGACUGCCUCCUGCCAUCUCUGUGGUCACCAGCCUGGCCGUACCAAGCGUGUCUCCCUUUUUUCAUCCUGGCCCUUUCACAGUCCUCACAACCACCAGAGAGGGCUUUAAUGUAAAUCAGAUCCUCUCCUUUGCCUGUUAGAACCUUCCACUGGUUCCUGGUUUCAAUCCAAAUAAAACCCAAAGUCCUAUGUGAGUGGCCCCUGCCAACCUCUUUGAUCUUGGUCUCUGCUCCUCCUCUUCGCUUUCUAAACCUUGACCACACUGACCUGUUUUCUAUUCUUCAAACAUGCCAAGCUCAUUCCCAUUUUAGGACUUGUGUAUUGGCUGUGCCCUCUGCUGGAAACACCAAUCUUCUCACCACUGAGAAAGGCUCAGUUCCAGAGCCGCCAGUCCAGAGAGGCUUCCUUGACCACCCCAGUUUAAGUAGCAAGCCCAGCUUUAUUUUCUUCAUAACCUUUGUGAACUAUCUGGAAUUCUUAUUUAGCACUCCCUGAUGGGGGAGGCAAAUAAGAAACCAGCAAACACAUCUGUACUUGCAGACUGUGUCUUGUUUCCUCUGUCUCAGUCCAUCCACCCAUCCCCGGGCCAGGCCCCCCUCUCUUCAGAAUCUGAGCAGCGAUGAUGUUUGCUGAGGAAAAGACCUAUAAAUAUAUCUGCCAUCAUCACAGCAAAUUUUGCCGUGUCGAUGUUCUGGAGAUCCUCCCUCACCUGCCCUGCCUCACGGCAAGUGACCAGGAUCGACUUCGGGCCCUCUACACGCAGCGGGGGAACCAGGACACCGUCUGGGAUCUCUUCAACCGCCUGCAGCGGCGGACCCACUGGGUGGAUUUCUUCAUUGGGGCGCUGAGGGCCUGUGAGCUGGCUAGUCUCGCUGACGAAGUGGCCUGUGUCUACCAGAGCUACCUGCCUCGGACCUCGAGGCCCCCCCCACCCCCGCUGGAGCCCCUGUCACUGCCUGCUGAGGUUCCAGUGCCCUCCGCUGCACCUGCAGGGCCCCGCAGCCUCCCCUACAACGGCUACAGAGAGAUGGAGCCCAGUUACCCCAUGCCUGUCCAGGACACCCGGCCACCGGAGUCCCCGGGAGAGAGUUCAAAGCAAGCCCCGCAGACACCCAGCCCUGGAGCCAUCCCAAGAAGGCCGGCUACCCCUCUGGAGCCCUCCUCUGACCUGGCAGCCCUCAGCCCUGGCAUAUCUAGCGGGCAUCACAAGCAGAACACAGAACCGGGCAGUACCCACACAGCAGGUACAGUCUCCAGCCUCACGCCAUCCCGUGGGCCUGUGUCUCCAACUGUGUCCUUCCAGCCCCUGGCCCGUUCCACCCCCAGGGCAAGCCGCUUGCCUGGGCCUGCAGUGUCAGCUCCGUCUACAGGACCCUCUUCCUCCUCCUCCUCAUCCUUAUCCACCAACCUGGCUUCUGCAGGGGGUGCUGGUGACCAGGCUGAGCCUACUGCCUGCUGCAGUGGAGCAGAGGCACCCAUUACCUCUGUGACUACCAGCACAGUGGCCUCCAAAGUGCCUGCCACCUUGAUGCCUGUGAACACGGUGCCCUCCAAGUUGCCCACCAACUCGAAGCCCUUGGGUACAGUGCCUUCCAAUGUGCUCACCAGUCUAGCACCGUCCAAAUUGCCCAUCAACCCAACACGUGCUGGCACAGUGCCAUCCAAAGUGCCCGGUAGUUCAACGCCCACGAAGGUGCCUGCCAGCACAGUCCCCAGCAGCAGGAACAGCAGAGCUGAGGAAACCCCAGUGGCUGCAACGCCCACAGGCGCCACUAGAGGCAGCUCUGCUAGCGAGAGCCUGGGGCCCGAGCUGAGCAAGCCCGGCGUGCUGGUGUCCCGGAUGGACAGCCAGUUCUCAGGCUGCUCCGAAGACCUUGCCAUCAGUACCAGCAACUCCUUGGGUGCGAAGGCCAUCCACGGCCCGGAGGAGAACGAGUAUGUCUCCGUGGGCACCUUUGAGAUCCACAGGGUGGAGGAGGGCCCGGGCGCCGACCUCCUGGAGAACAACCCCGGGCCAAAUGCUGCCCCACAGCUCCGGGAAGAGGAGACGGCGGGGCUCCAGGAGGUGGAGGCCACGUGGUAUAUCUGGGACGAGCCCUGGGCUCCAUGGCUCCGGGCAGCCGCUGCCGGGGCACUCGUGAUCACGCUCCUGGCCAUGUUGUACCAGCGGCGCCUGCGCCAGUGAAGCCCUGGGCCCUCCUGUCACAGAUCUGCUCCGUUCCCCGAGGUACACCCCAGCCCCUCUCUGAGUGGAGCUAUCUGGCUGCCCCUGUCCCUUUCUUGGGGUUGGCCAGAGCUAGGUCAGAAGGGAGCUAAGGGACCGAAGCCAGGCAGGUGGCCAUGACAUGGCUAGACUGAGUCCUGGGGGUGGCAUUUCCAUCCCUGCUCUUGCCCUCUGUGGGUCCUUUACCAUUUGGCUUUCUUGGCUGUAGGCUGCCCCAGCACUCCAGACCUCAGCCGCCUGGCAAUCCAGGUUGUUGCCUGUGCCUUCUAGAGGAGGUACCUCUGUCCAGGCCACAUCCCUACUGGAUAAGGAGGUGCCGCUGGAGUGCACAUGGCGGUUGGUAAUGGCCCUUAUACUGCACAGGUCCCCGGAGGCCAGAGGGCAGUUGUGCAGGGUGAGGGACCCGGCGAAACCUGCUUCCACCCUCAGCACCCAGCCUGAGGCCAUUGCACUGGGGUAGGCAGGAGCGGCAGGGUGGCCAGCCUCCAGGGACCCAACUGCUUUGGGUUCCUGCCUGCUGGUCCCCCUCCCCUGCCAGGCAACUCCAGGGAGGUCCGGAGGUUCCUGUGGACUCCAGGGAAGCUAGAGGCAGCUGCCAGGCUUGAGGAAGACCCUGGAGCCCCUCUCCAGUCUCCUCACCCCACGUCCUUUUUCUCUCCCGCUUGGUCUCUGUUCUCUUCAGCUCCCUACCCGGGCUGGGGAGGGCACGCCUGUUGGGCAGAGCUGAGGCCGAGAUUUGGAUCUCAGCUCCACCUCUCCCUGGGCUGUGUGGCCUUGGUGGUGGGCAGACUUCUCUGGUCUUGCUUCCCCGCAUGGACAGCAAGUAUCUGGCUCAUCUUUCACUGGGUUCUUCUGAGACUGGAGCCUACAGGUGUUUGCCAAGUGCCUGGCCCAGAGGGGGUGACAACUAAAUGCUCCUCUUGCCUCUUUCCUGCCCACCCUGGUAGAACUGGAGGCAUGAGAGGCAGAGUGCGUGGUGGACCUGCACCCUGCUCUGCCUCUCACCAGCUCUGUGACCUUGGUCAAGGGAUUAACUGCUGUGUGCCUCACUUUCCUCAUCUGUAAAAUGGGGAUGAAUAUGUGUGUGUGUGUGUGUGUAUCUCACUAGUGUUUUGAAGAUUAAACGAGUUUAUGUAAA
Molecule: messenger RNA, 3912 nt
Organism: Microcebus murinus (gray mouse lemur)
Lineage: Eukaryota; Metazoa; Chordata; Mammalia; Primates; Cheirogaleidae
Source: RefSeq, a predicted model, not a curated record